Rotaria sp. Silwood2 is the source of this 366-nucleotide messenger RNA. Lineage: Eukaryota; Metazoa; Rotifera; Eurotatoria; Philodinida; Philodinidae. The record is from the annotation of a GenBank genome assembly.
AUGAAAAUUUAUUUUCUUGUAUUUAUAUGCAUAUGUAUGCACACGGCACUGUCUGCGAUGGAUGAUAGUGAGAUUACAUCAUAUCAAAGUUUUUGUGAUCCAUUAAAAAACAAUGGUGAAUGUUCGAAUAAUAUUGAUUGUCGAUGCCUAACGGUAGUAUCAACAGGAGACCAAAUUUGUACACCUCAUGUAGAAUGUUCUCGUGCAACACCUUGUAAUUCAACUGACAAAUGUGAUCAAAAUGAUUCAAUAUGUGUCAAAGAUAAUCAAUGCAAUGGUCAACAUUUCUGUUAUCCAGCUGCGUGGACUAGUCCAGAUAUAUGUCCACCACUCGCGACAAAUGAAAACAUAAAUAAUGGAGAAUGA